CUCUCUCUGGUCCAUUUUACUUCACUUCUCUGUCUUUACUCCUCCAAGCCUCCAACACAGCACUACACAACACAACCCUUCUCUCUCUCUCUCUCUCUCUUUAUCGCUCUCUGCACCUUGGUUUUCACUUUCCCUCUGCUUUAAGAACCCACCACUGCUUCAACUUGUGCCGUUGUUUCAUGGACCAGACCUCAUAGCUUAUCUCUCAUUAGUCAGUCACACCGACCCCCAGUGAGCAUUUCCUCUUCAUCUUUUUAGCUUUUAACCAUCUGGGCUGCUUCCUUUUUUACUUCAAGUGCUGUAGGAACCAUCUGGGGUGCUAUGCUACCUAAGACAUCAUGAAGAUUUCAAGUUCCAAGCAACUUGCUGUGGGAUUUGCACUUGGAAAUGAAGGAUAGGCAACGUUGGAGAGCUGAAGAGGAUGCAUUACUACGCGCAUACGUCAAGCAGUAUGGUCCUAGAGAAUGGAAUCUCGUGUCUCAGCGCAUGAACACACCUCUCAAUAGGGAUGCAAAGUCAUGCUUAGAGAGGUGGAAGAACUACCUGAAGCCUGGCAUUAAGAAAGGAUCUCUCACAGAGGAAGAGCAGCGUCUUGUCAUCAACCUUCAAGCAACACACGGAAACAAGUGGAAGAAAAUUGCAGCACAAGUUCCAGGUCGCACUGCCAAGAGGUUAGGAAAGUGGUGGGAAGUGUUCAAGGAGAAGCAGCAAAGAGAAACAAAGGGGAAUAACUGCACCAUUGAUCCAAUCAACGAUAGCAAGUACGAGCAUAUACUUGAGAGUUUUGCUGAGAAACUAGUGAAAGAAAGGCCUUCACCAUCAUUUGUUAUGGCUACUUCUAACAGUUCUUUUCUGCACACUGAUCAACCUGCGCCUGCACAGGCCUUGCUUCCAUCUUGGCUUUCAAACUCCAAUGGCACUGCACCUGUGAGGCCACCCUCCCCUUCUGUGACUCUCAGUCUGUCUCCCUCGACGGUGGCGGCGCCGCCUCCGUGGAUGCAACCGGUGAGAGGACCGGACAGUGGUGGUCCUCUUGUUUUGGGGAAUGUGGGUCCUCAUGGAGGUGUUGUAGCAUUUGGUGAAAACAUGGUGAUGUCUGAACUGGUGGAGUGCUGCAAAGAGUUGGAAGAAGUGCAUCAUGCUUUGGCAGCUCACAAGAAGGAGGCGGCGUGGCGGUUGAGCAGGGUGGAGCUGCAGCUGGAGUCGGAGAAGGCUGGCCGGAGACGGGAGAAGAUGGAGGAAGUUGAAGCAAAGAUGAAAGCUUUGAGGGAGGAACAAGCAGCUGCAUUGGAUAGAAUUGAAGCAGAAUACAGGGAGCAGUUAGCAGGGUUGAGAAGAGAUGCAGAAAGCAAGGAGCAGAAGUUGGCUGAACAAUGGGCUGCAAAACACAUGCGUCUCAGUAAAUUUCUCGAACAGGUAGGAUGCAGAUCAAGGCUCUCUGAACCAAAUGGGAGAUAGAGUGACAUCAUUCACAUCUGGGAAAAUUUCUAGUUUACUCUUACUAUUAUUUAUGUCUUCAAUUUAUAUGAACUUUUAUAGUCAUAGUAGUUUUGUUCCUGUCAUUAUUCUAAAAAUUUGUUGUUACAUAUGGCUAUUAAUAUCCCUAUCUUUUCAUACAACUUCAGAACUCGCACUAGCUACUGAUGUAUGUUUACAAUCACUUUAUGAAUAUUGACUUUCUUAUCAUUC
Molecule: messenger RNA, 1689 nt
Organism: Vigna unguiculata (cowpea)
Lineage: Eukaryota; Viridiplantae; Streptophyta; Magnoliopsida; Fabales; Fabaceae
Product: transcription factor AS1-like
Source: RefSeq, a predicted model, not a curated record